Molecule: messenger RNA, 2364 nt
Organism: Coccidioides immitis RS
Lineage: Eukaryota; Fungi; Ascomycota; Eurotiomycetes; Onygenales; Onygenaceae
Product: geranylgeranyl pyrophosphate synthetase
Exons: 3
Coding region: 138-1325 (395 amino acids)
Biological process (GO): isoprenoid biosynthetic process
Molecular function (GO): prenyltransferase activity
Source: RefSeq, a predicted model, not a curated record
UCCACCAAAACAGGCAGCUCUCAAAGGGCUCGAUUCUCAGAGCAUACGCGCCCGCAGCCCAGCGCGUUCGGUUCAAGAGUUCACUCUGUACCAGGCCUUAUUUCCUCUGCUAAGGGACUCUCGAAACGAUCGCCGGCAUGCCUGAACCACUCUCGUCCCCGAACCCGAUCCCUCCCCGCACUAGCUCAACCGGUGUCACAAAUGGAGCAACCUACUCGCCUCCCGCACAAAAUAUAAUACUGAAACCUGUCUCCGAGGAAGAAUGGAUCGCAUCUUCGUCUAGAAAGUCGCACAACCGCACCUUAUCUCCCAGCUCGACCAACGGCUGCGGCGCCCCCGGUGAAGCGAAGAUCUGUACCAAAACGGUGAUCAGCAAUAUCGACGGAAUGUGGUCCGCGGAGAAGGAGAGGAUCCUGCUGGGUCCUUAUGAAUAUAUGGUACACCAGCCGGGCAAGGACAUACGCAGACAGCUCAUCGCGGCGUUUAAUCGCUGGCUACAAGUCCCCGAGGAGAGCCUGGCUGUUAUCACCAAGGUCGUGUUGAUGCUUCAUACAGCUUCUCUGCUUGUAGAUGAUGUCGAAGAUUCUUCGGUCCUGCGACGAGGUGUACCGGUAGCGCACAAUAUUUUCGGGACCGCGCAAACGAUUAAUUCAGCAAAUUAUAUAUACUUCUUAGCAUUGGAUGAGAUCCAGAAGCUGCGAAAUGCCGAUGCAAUCGGAAUAUUUACUACGGAACUAUUAAAUCUACAUCGAGGCCAGGGAAUGGAUUUGUUUUGGAGAGACACGCUCACAUGUCCGACCGAAGAGGACUACCUAGAGAUGGUGGGAAACAAGACGGGAGGAUUGUUCAGAUUGGCUAUCAAGCUCAUGCAGGCUGAGAGCGAAGUCUCCGUUGACUGCAUCCCCCUCGUGAACUUGAUGGGCCUCAUCUUUCAGAUCUGCGAUGACUAUCUCAACCUCUCCAACCCAACCUACAGCAAAAAUAAAGGCCUUUGCGAAGACCUAACAGAGGGAAAGUUCUCCUUCCCCAUUAUCCACUCGAUCCGCUCCCAGCCAGAUAACCUACAACUUAUUAAUAUCCUAAAACAAAAAACGAAAGACGACGAGGUCAAGCGGUACGCGAUUAAUUAUAUGGAGAGCACCGGCAGUUUUGCGUAUACGAGAAAAGUGGUCUCACAGCUGCGUGAUAAUGCUUUAGUGGUGAUUGACGAACUUGAAACUACCUUAGAGCAAGCGCAAGAUGGCCAGAGUUCCAAAGCUGAAGGGAGCGGGGAGAUGGUGCGGUCGAUUCUGAACAGAAUCGUUGAGCCAACCCUGAAGCCAUGAUUGGAGGUCUAAAGUUCUUUUCUCUUAUGCAUAGCUCAUAUUUUUCGGUGGUCAUACGUCCCGGUGUUUUCCUGUAUGGGUCAGGGCUCGGGGGAGGGUGUUUUCAUAUGAUAUCAAAUGGUGCGGGAAGGAUAUUUGGUUUGGAGAGCCCCUUUGAAUCAAGGUUGUUUUCCUUAUGGUAUGGGCAAUGGUGUUUCGCGUAAAAUUGUCAUUAGGCGGGGGCAACUCACUCAUUUGCGUACAUAUCCGAUAUUGAGAUUUCCGGAUAGAAGCAAGCGAGUUCGAGGAUAUUGUUUCCUAGGCUGAUCGCCUUUAAGCUGGUGUUUGGUAUAUAUUUCUAAGCGACCCGCAAACCUAACUAAGGGUAUCAACAAAAUAAAAUCCCUAAAGCAAAUAUGAAAAUAAAAUCCCGAGAAUUCACCCCCGCUAUCCACUUAUCGAAAUUCCUAAGAAGUCUAGAUUGCAAAAGCAAUUCCAAAACAAAAGCCCCGACACAUCGACGUAGGUCUCACAUAACGAUGCAGCAAGCCUUCUCCAACUUUCGUAAAAGUGUAGGCACGGCCCUACGAACGGCCUCUUCAACAAAAGUAUUUCCUUGCUGCUGCUGCUGCUGCUCAUGGGCUUGGGGAGCAUGUUGCGGGUAGUGAUGCUGUGGCUGCUGAUGUGGAGGAGGAUGAUGAGAUUCAUAGGGCGGCAUCUGCGCCGGUCCACCGGUCAAAUUGACGUAUAUCCUUCCCGCGUUUUCUUCCGUACAAUAUUGCAAGCCGAGAUCUCGGCAUACUUGCUCCACGCGCGGUUUCAGCUUCUGGACGUGGUUGGCUGAGUGGUUUCCCUUGCCAACAAUCCUGCAUUUUAUCUCGUAAGUUUCCCUCCCUCGUGUUAUUCGCUCUUCAACGCGUGCAACGCUCGAGCGGCACCAAACUUACACGUGAAGAUGCGUCUGCCCAUGCGCCUGCGCAUACUUGAUCCGCUCUUCUAAAAUAUCUUCCGCUUCCUCCAUGAAUUGACCAUGCAAAUCGAUCGUGUCGUCCGGCACCCG